AUCGUGUAACGCACAGGUCCAGAUCUUGCUGCUAGUUUUUAAAAAGUGAACAAAACCUGCUGCUAGUUUUUAAAAAGUGAACAAAAGACAGCGUAGAAUUAUUAAAUUCAACCGCCAUUACAUAACACUACAUUUUUUUUAUUCACUCACUCCGUUCUCUGCUCUUUUUCUUCUUCUACCCCCACACCGGAGGAGAGAAAACCAAUAUCACUCUUCACCGUUAGGGUUAGGGUUUCGGUUUCCCCCUAAUCCAAUCGCGCAGCAGCAGCAGCGAGAUGGGCGCCAAUUCGUUGUCAUCGGCGGAAUCAACCCUCGAUCUCGACGAGCAGAUAUCGCAGCUCAUGCAAUGCAAGCCACUCUCCGAACACCAGGUUAGAGUUUUAUGUGAGAAGGCUAAGGAGAUUUUGAUGGAUGAAAGUAAUGUCCAGCCUGUGAAAAGCCCCGUGACAAUUUGUGGUGAUAUCCAUGGGCAGUUUCAUGAUCUUGCUGAACUAUUUCGAAUUGGAGGGAAGUGUCCAGAUACUAAUUACUUGUUUAUGGGUGAUUAUGUGGACCGGGGUUAUUAUUCAGUUGAAACUGUAACACUUCUUGUGUCACUGAAAGUGCGAUAUCCUCAGCGAAUUACUAUUCUUAGAGGAAACCAUGAAAGCCGUCAGAUCACUCAAGUAUAUGGAUUUUACGAUGAAUGCCUCAGAAAAUAUGGUAGUGCUAGUGUUUGGAAGAUCUUUACUGACCUUUUUGAUUUCUUUCCGUUGACUGCAUUGGUUGAGUCCGAAAUAUUUUGUUUGCAUGGUGGGCUUUCACCUUCAAUUGAGACUCUUGAUAACAUAAGGAACUUCGAUCGUGUUCAAGAGGUUCCUCAUGAAGGGCCCAUGUGCGAUCUGUUGUGGUCUGAUCCAGAUGAUAGGUGUGGCUGGGGAAUUUCUCCUCGUGGUGCUGGAUAUACAUUUGGCCAGGAUAUAUCCGAACAAUUUAAUCACACAAACAAGCUUAAGUUAAUUGCUAGAGCUCAUCAGCUGGUUAUGGAUGGAUUUAACUGGGCUCAUGAACAAAAGGUGGUUACCAUUUUUAGUGCACCUAACUACUGUUAUCGAUGUGGGAACAUGGCCUCCAUUUUAGAGGUUGAUGAUUCCAUGGGCCACACAUUUAUCCAGUUUGAUCCUGCUCCCAGGAGAGGAGAACCUGAUGUCACCCGUAGAACGCCUGAUUACUUCUUAUGAUGUUGCUGCUGCUGCAUAUCAUACUGGGGUCGCAGUUACAUCUCAUUCUGCACAAAUUUCAAGUAGUUUGUGCAUCCUCAUCCUCGUUGAUGAGAUUGCUGUAAGGACUUAAAAUCUUUGGGUAUGCACACCAAACUUUUUUGGUGAUUGCCCAAUACCGUACUAAUGUAAAUUAGGCGAGAAACAUUCCAGUUUUUUGUGACGCUCAAGAACUUGCUGGACACCCUAUUGGAGAAGUCUCCUAGAUGAUGGCCAUGUCAGAAUAUGUAUUAUUCCAGUGACCUGUGGAUAUAUUUUUUGUGUUUCCCCAUCUCUAGAAGCAAUGACUGUGUUUCCCCAUCUCUAGAAGCAAUGACUUGGAUUUUAUAUUUCUGUUGAUGAUUUGCUUUGCUAUGUUCUAUCAAUUUUCAGUAAAAGUUGCAUGAUAAUAGUGAUUCAGUUUUGUUCUUUACUAAUUAUGUUCAAUUUCAUUCCUAGA
This is a messenger RNA of Glycine soja, 1698 nucleotides long. Its product is annotated as serine/threonine-protein phosphatase PP2A-4 catalytic subunit-like. The transcript is spliced from 11 exons. Gene Ontology annotation, biological process: mitotic cell cycle; peptidyl-serine dephosphorylation. The coding region runs from base 276 to 1220 and encodes 314 amino acids. Gene Ontology annotation, molecular function: protein serine/threonine phosphatase activity. The record is from RefSeq and is a predicted model, not a curated record. Gene Ontology annotation, cellular component: cytosol. Lineage: Eukaryota; Viridiplantae; Streptophyta; Magnoliopsida; Fabales; Fabaceae.